Molecule: messenger RNA, 1603 nt
Organism: Carassius auratus (goldfish)
Lineage: Eukaryota; Metazoa; Chordata; Actinopteri; Cypriniformes; Cyprinidae
Gene: mkxb
Product: mohawk homeobox b
Exons: 7
Coding region: 393-1418 (341 amino acids)
Biological process (GO): cell development; regulation of transcription by RNA polymerase II; muscle organ development
Cellular component (GO): nucleus
Molecular function (GO): DNA-binding transcription factor activity, RNA polymerase II-specific; RNA polymerase II cis-regulatory region sequence-specific DNA binding
Source: RefSeq, a predicted model, not a curated record
CUGACCAACGCACCUAUAAAAUGUUAUCCGUGAAAUAAGCAGGUUACAUAUGAGAAGUCCACUGGAGAUGAUCCAGCCCCGCUUGCAUCCAGACGCACAGUAGCUGAAUGGACACGAGCCCGCCAGACUCACUGGGAAAGACGAGAUCCGCUCUGUAUUCAUGUUCCGCCUCUAGUGUUAGCUUAAUAUAGUGGAGAGCCGCCUCGCUGUGCGCAGUACUGUUGAAUAUGAGCAGAUGGGAUGGAAGGCACUGAAAUUAUAGUGUCCCUGUAGUUUAGCAUCUAACAGGAUAACUUUGGGCAUUAUACCAGUUUUAGGACAUUUCCUGGACAGUUUUUGGAGCUCCGUUGUCAUUUGGCACAUGGCAGUAAGUGAAUGCAGCGCGAGCAGCGAUGAACUCGGCCGUCUUCAGUAAGUUUGAUCAGUUGCGCUUUGAAGAGAGCGGACAGAACGUGGAGAGAACCAGCAGAAGCUAUUUAGAGGUGAUUGAUGGACAACAUUCAGAUUUACUGACCAGCCACAAAGUGAUGGGUGGCACAGAAGCUCUCAAACACAGGAGAAAUGGUGGAGGGAAGGUGCGACACAAACGGCAGGCCCUGCAGGAUAUGGCUCGACCACUGAAGCAGUGGCUCUAUAAGCACAGGGACAACCCUUACCCCACCAAGACUGAGAAGAUACUGCUGGCUCUGGGCUCCCACAUGACCCUGGUUCAGGUCUCCAACUGGUUUGCGAAUGCGAGGCGUAGGCUCAAGAACACAGUUCGGCAGCCUGACUUGAGCUGGGCCCUUCGCAUAAAGCUGUACAACAAAUAUGUACAAGGCAAUGCAGAGAGACUCAGCAUCAGCAGUGAUGACACAACAUCAGAUGAUGGGGAGAAUCCUUUACAGAUUCAGGCCAGCGAAUCAGACUAUAAGAGACCCACGCACAAGAGCGAAAUUCAGGACAGCAGAGGCAAAGGGGUGGGGCGAAGCACAGACCCCUCGGUUUGUGAUGAUUAUGUGUCACCACCAAAAUAUAAGAACAGCUUGCUAAACCGCUAUUUAAAUGAUUCCCUUCGGCAUGUAAUGGCCUCCGAAAAAGUUAUGGACUCUCGGAAGAGGAACCACUCUGGAUCGUUUAGCUCCAAUGAGUACGAGGAUGAUUUUCUCUCACCAUCAUCAGAUGCUGAAGCAAACUUCACCUACCGUACAGUGACGCUGGACUGUGGCACACGCCAAUGUGAGAGCGGUGCUUGCAAAGGUGGCGGAGGAGGAAAUAACGAGACCUACUGGAAAGAGCUCCAUGCUGCCAUGGCCCUGACCAACCUGGCCCAAGGGAAGGAGAGCUCAACGCCGGGAACCACCAGCUGUAUCAUCCAGAAGUCUUCCCAUAUAGCAGAGAUUAAGACUGUCAAAGUGCCCAUACAACCCCGACAUUAGUGGCUAACAGUCUGGACAGCGGUCUGUUACUAGGUCAAAAUUGCUAAAAGACUACCUGAACACUUGAGUAUGUACUACAUGCAAUAAUUUGGUUGAAAAUGAUCCACAACAGCCUUUCUAGGAGGAAAAAUACAUGUUGACUGACCAACGUGCCUAAUGUGUUUUUUUUUUUUUUUUUUUUUUUU